UUGGGCGCCUAUACAGUUAUUGCUGUUAGCCGUGAACGCCAUCUUGGAUCUAGAUGGUUUUUAAACGGGGGAAACAGGAAAAGGGACAGGGAAAUAGAUCAUUUCGUUCUUAUUUUGUAAUUUCCCCCCACUGGCUGAUGAUGAAGAAACACGAGUCAUGACAUCGCCUCUUUAUUUGCUGAUAUAGUUGUCCAUAAAAUCGGUCAAUCUGAGAGGAAAUAGGAUUGUGGACUGAGGAAAUUUCCGCAGUUUACUGUAACUUGGUUUGUUUAUGUUAUUCAACCCGGACAUGGACUCUUCUAACCCAGACAUACCAGAUGACUCUCUGGGUUUGGGAGCCGGUGGGGCCCAGGCAAGUAGCAGUGCUGUUGUGCCAAAAGGGUCCAAUAAGAGGCGAGCUGCGCCAGACUUCGAUGAUGAUGAUGAUGAUGAUGAUGGAAGCAAGCUCUUCAGAUCUUCUUCUGUCUUUGACCAGGUGUGAUGACGACGGAGGAGGAGGAGACAAAGAGCGAUUUGCCAGGGAGAACCACAGUGAGAUUGAGCGGCGGCGGAGGAACAAGAUGACUGCUUACAUCACAGAGCUGUCGGACAUGGUUCCCACCUGCAGCGCGUUGGCACGGAAACCAGAUAAGCUGACCAUCCUGCGCAUGGCCGUGUCCCACAUGAAGUCUCUGAGAGGGAGCGGCAACACUGCAGCAGACGGGACAUACAAACCAUCCUUCCUCACCGACCAGGAGCUGAAGCACCUGAUCCUGGAAGCUGCUGAUGGCUUCCUGUUUGUGGUGUCGUGUGAGAGUGGGCGGGUUGUCUACGUGUCAGACUCCCUGACCCCUGUUCUUAACCAAUCACAGUCCGACUGGCUAGGCUCUUCACUCUACGACCAGCUCCACCCGGACGACGGAGACAAACUACGAGAGCAGCUCUCUACUGCAGAGAAUAACAAUACAGGGAGGAUGUUAGACCUGAAGACAGGAACAGUUAAGAAGGAGGGACAGCAGUCCUCCGUCAGGAUGUGUAUGGGAGCCAGACGAUCCUUCAUAUGUAGGAUGAGAUGUGGUUCGUGUCCAGUGGAGCCCAUGUCUAUGAACAGAUUGAAUUUCCUGCGGAGCAGGAACAGGAAUGGUCUGGGCCCACCCAAGGAUGGGGAGCCUCAGUAUGUGGUGGUCCACUGCACUGGAUACAUCAAGUCCUGGCCCCCCACAGGGGUGAAUCUAACAGAUGAAGAAGCAGACAAUAUUCAGGGGAGUCGCUACUGUCUAGUCGCCAUCGGUAGACUUCAGGUGACCUCUUGCCCGAGCGACACAGACAUAAACAGCAUCAGCGUUCCGGUGGAGUUCAUCUCUCGUCACAACUGCCAGGGCCUCUUUACCUUCGUAGACCACCGCUGCAUGGCCACAGUGGGCUACCAGCCUCAGGAACUGCUGGGUAAGAACGUCUUGGAGCUGGCCCACCCUGAGGACCAGGGUCUGCUGAGAGACAGCUUCCAGCAGGUGGUCAAGCUGAAGGGUCAGGUGCUGUCCGUCAUGUUCCGCUUCCUGUCCAAGACCAGAGACUGGCUCUGGAUCAGGACCAGCUCCUUCACCUUCCAGAACCCCUUCUCUGAGGAGAUAGAGUACAUCAUCUGUACCAAUGCCAACGUCAAAACCUCGACUCAGGACACCCUCACCCCCCUCUCGUCCUCGGGGGUGUCUUUGCCCCCCUCGCUGGGGGAGAGCAGUCCUAACUUCCCCCCUGUGUCCCACAGCCCAGGCCAGGUGGCUGCCAGGCAGUUGCAGCAGCAGCAAGCAGAGUUGGGGGGAGGAGGGAGAGAUGGUCUGUACGAGGCAGGACAGGUUACACUUCCACAGAUGCCUGUCCAGGCCGUGACCGCAGCUGGAACUGACCACAGUAAGACCAUGGACAAGGCAGAGAUGCACCCCUCCAUGUACCCCAACCCAGACCAGGCCAAGUUCCUGCCCUCCACCUCUGCCCCCGGAGUACCCAUCUACCCUCAGGACAACAACAACUACACCACUGCCAACCGCUCCAACGACACAUACAGCAGGUCAGUAGGGAUGGCCCCUCAGAUGGUGCAGCCAUCCCACUCCGCAGGCCAGAUGCUGGCUCAGAUGUCCCGUCAGAACGGGGCACCCCCCUCCAACAGCAGCCCCCUACAAGGAGGGGCAGCGGUGGGCUGGCCGGGGCCAGUAGCGGGGGCUAGACCCCCCUUCAACAACCAGCAGGUGGUGCCCCAGGCAGGGAAGGCCCUGUCUCCCCAGUUUGCCAUGGGUAGUUUUGUGGGGGGCUCUUCCUCCUCAUUUGGGGUGAUGCCCACCACUGCCGCUCCGACCCCCACCACGGGGGCUAACUACCCAAAUAUCAACCCCCGCGCCAGCCUCAAUACCAACGGAUAUGAUGGCUUGGGGUCGGGGCAGCAGUUCCCCUCCAGGGCAGCGGAGGCAGUGUGGCCCCAGUGGCAGGGCCAGCAGCAAGCUCAGAACAGGGCAGAGCAGCACCCCCACGUACAGAACAACCAGCCUGACAUCUUCCCUGAUGUUCUCGCCAUGCUGGAUCAGCCGGCCAACUUCAACAACGAUGACUUUGAGAUUCCCAUCUACCCCUCUUUCAACGAGUGACCCCCCAUACACUCUUCCACUUACCUCUCUGUCUCUCAAAUGUUUCCUUCUCUCUCAUUUGGUGCACUUUUGCUCUCUUUCUUCGCCUUUCGUGAUCCAAAGAGAGCAUGUCUAAUUAUCGGUCAGAUGAUUGCACUGCCAGGAUGGAGAGGGCGAGUUAAUCAGGGAAAAGAAAGAGUGAAAUCAAGUAUAGGUAUGCAAAUGCAGGUUCGAUAAACAUGUAAAAGGCCAGAGGAAGAAAGGGGGAGAGAGAGAAGAGAUUCAGGGUUCAACGAUAGUUGGGCAAAAUGACACAUCUGUAGCUAGCACUGCCCAAGCUCCACAGCCAGUGGAUUUGUUGUAGAGAUGGAACACACAAUCCCACCUGAGCAUGCACAAGGCCCUGAGGCAGGCACUGCUUCACCAGUAACACACAAACAUGGCCUUUCACUAACAGAGUCAGCUGUGUGUUUAGAUCUGCUGCUCCACUGGUCUGUACAUCAUAUGGAUAGAUCAGUACAAUCAUUCACUUGAAGUCUCAGGCAAUCCAGGUGAUCUACUGCUUUGGGGGAAUAUGUGGGAAUAUAUAUAUGGGAAUAUUCUGAUCUGAAGCCUGUGAAUAUCCUCUAUCUGCUCCCCUCGCUGUUUUAGCUUAGCGACCCUUAGCAUGUUCAAAAGGACACUGUCCUCACGCAGGCUUUUUAAACUUUGGGCAGAUUUAUACGAACACUGUACAAACACUUUUAUAUUUGUACACAGUGUACAUUGACGAUGUCACCUAUGAAUGGGGUUAUGGUGGUUUCAGGUGGAAAAGAGGGAGAGAGAGAGAGAUGUCUAUGACUAGUAAAGGGAAGAGGGGAUAUGAAACUAGAACCUGAUGUAUUCCUACAUAUACCCAGUAUAUAAGUCAAGUGUUUAUAUGCAGUUAUAUGUCUACUGGAGGUGUUUGUAUAACUUUAUUGAUCUCAACCUGAAUGCACAGCAAUCCCAGGGUCCCUUUCUCACUCGUUUGUAUUCUUUCCUCUGUUGCCCAGGGUUACCCAGCACACUCUUCCUCUCGCGCUCUUCCUCAAUCACCCUCCCAAGUGUUUACACUAGGAAAAGGAAAAGGAAAAAAGACAUUGGAAAGCAAUAAUUUACGAGCAGGAAUUAUGUUAUUUUUUAAAGCCAUUCUUUAUUGUGGUCCUACAUGUUUUUAUCUUGAUUAUUGUUCUUGAAUAUGGAAAUACACAGGAAAUAGUAAUGAUUUGAUUGAUUGAAAUUUUCCCCAACUGAUGUUUUUAUUUUCUGGCCUUUUGAUUGGCUCUUCCUGUUUUGUAGCCCUCUCCAUUGCUAUUUCGUGAUAGGUUGUUUUUGAUGUAUAUUGAUCAGGGCAUCUUGUUCAGGACAGAAAGGUCUCGUUUAGAACUGACAAGAUUCCUCAUUCAACAUGACACAGAAUCAUGCCGUGAUGUUUGGCCUAAAUUCAAGUCAUCCUAAUCAUGUUCCAAACACAUCACCCAAUAAUCAAUUAAGCAGUAGAUGUUGAUUGUGAGUUUGGCAAUUAAUAAAGUUUUUUUUUGUUGCAGUAGAUUCAAUCAAAGUUCAUCCUUAUCGAGAGAGUUUGGCAUUCAUAAAUCUGAUCUAAAUCAAACACAACAUUUGUUUUCUGAAAUCGAUUGUGAUGUUUCGUAAGUCACUAUAACACUCUUAUACAGGGAAUUAAGAAUUCUGAUCGGCCAACAGAGGGCUGUGAAUUUUAAGGUUCUGAAAUACAAAAAUUGUUAUUGUGUAGGCCUUUCAUUUUAAGUCCGAUGAUGUAUACAUGUCUGUGAGCGUAAUUCACAGACAUGCCGAAACAUGUGAAUUGUAUGUAAACCCAUCAUGUGUCAAUAGUCACACGAUGAAAAUGGCAGUUUGAUGACUGUGUUGUCUUGUUAUUGUUUUAAACCACUUUGGUUGUUCCCUGUCCAGGUUUUUACAAUGAUGUGAGCUGCAGUUUAUAUAGCGCACACAGACACAAAUAUAGGAAUAUAUGUAUAUGAAAUGUUAAACAAGAGAAAGUGAAAUGUUUGGUUUUUCUAUUAAAUUGUUAUAUUGUCAAGAA
Salmo salar (Atlantic salmon) is the source of this 4680-nucleotide messenger RNA. Lineage: Eukaryota; Metazoa; Chordata; Actinopteri; Salmoniformes; Salmonidae. The record is from RefSeq and is a predicted model, not a curated record.